AUGUCUUUACUAACCCUCCCAAAUGAAUUACUCUUCUGCAUCGCUACCCUCCUCCUCCCAUCGGUACAAGAUGUGGAUUCUGUCGCCAAAGCAUCUAAAAUCCUGUACGCAAUCGCUAACCCCAUUCUCUACCAUCGCCAAAUCUUCCAUCAAGAUAGCGCAGCCUUGAUAUGGGCUGCCCAACAUGGCAAAGCAGACCCCUGCAACCGCCUGCUGCAAGAAGGCGCCAACCCCAACACCCACGAUCUGCAGCACAGAACGCCCCUUUCAUGGGCCGCCAGAAACGGUCACACCGAGGUCUCUACCAUUCUUCUGUGCGCGGGGACGAUAGACCCGAAUGCGCCUGACGCGCAUCUCCAAACUCCGCUCGCCUGGGCGGCAGGGCACGGCCAGCCUUCUCCAUUCACGGUGUUCGAUUCGCUCAGGCCAACAACAACUACGGAUGCCAUGCAUUCAAAGGCGGGCGAUUACCUUGCCAUCGUGAAACUAUUACUAUCAGCGAAAGGGAUCCAGCCGGAUUGCCGGACCGAGCGCGGGGAAACACCCCUUAUGGCUGCUGCAGGCGCGGGAGCAGAAGAUGUAGUAGAGGAGCUUCUGCGCACGGGGAAGGUAGAGGCAAACGGAAAGGAUAAGUUCGGGCAAACGCCGCUCCUGGCCGCAGCCCUGAACGGCCAUCUCGGGGUCGUCCAGCGCCUCCUAGCAGUUGAAGGUGUGGACGCGGACGCCCGAUCCCAGUGCGGAGAGACCCCACUCUUGGCCGCCGCGAGGACCGGACAGGCGCGCAUCGUGAAAUUGCUUCUUGCCAUCCCUACCAUAGAGCCUGACCAAGAGCCGAAUUUUGGGAGCCGGGCCCUGUUAACUGCUGUUGAGGCUGGGUACACGGAUGUGGUGGAGGCGCUUCUUACCCACGAGAAGGUUGAUCCAAGCUUGCCAAGUAAACACGGCAUUACGGCACUCGCGAGUGCGGCGCAACUAGGACGGACGCAUAUUGUGCGGUUACUGCUUGCGAAGGGGUCCGACCCGGAUAGGAAGGACAGGAAGGGUAUGACACCGCUUAUGCUCGCGGCUGAGAGGGGACAUGUCGAGGCAGUUGAGCUUUUGCUUUCUACUGGUCGGGUACACACUGACUUCGACUUGACAAAGAUGAAUCGGUCGUCUAUCUUUGCACCGUCGAAGUUGAAUGAGGAUGUUGUGAGGGUGUUCGAUGAUUAUAAGAGCCGAUAUCGAGGUGGCUCCUCGCUGGAUUCUUAA
This is a messenger RNA of Aspergillus oryzae RIB40, 1251 nucleotides long. RefSeq names its product ankyrin repeat domain-containing protein. The coding region runs from base 1 to 1251 and encodes 416 amino acids. NCBI's taxonomy places the organism in Eukaryota, Fungi, Ascomycota, Eurotiomycetes, Eurotiales, Aspergillaceae. The transcript has a single exon. The record is from RefSeq and is a predicted model, not a curated record. Gene Ontology annotation, molecular function: protein binding.